Messenger RNA from Cloeon dipterum, 2291 nucleotides. RefSeq names its product WD repeat-containing protein 91. The record is from RefSeq and is a predicted model, not a curated record. Lineage: Eukaryota; Metazoa; Arthropoda; Insecta; Ephemeroptera; Baetidae. The transcript has 13 exons. Gene Ontology annotation, cellular component: late endosome membrane; extrinsic component of endosome membrane; early endosome membrane. Gene Ontology annotation, molecular function: phosphatidylinositol 3-kinase inhibitor activity; protein binding. The coding region runs from base 157 to 2175 and encodes 672 amino acids. Gene Ontology annotation, biological process: negative regulation of phosphatidylinositol 3-kinase/protein kinase B signal transduction; early endosome to late endosome transport.
UGCGAAAGUAAACACACAUUGGUGAAGUCGCGUCAAAACAUCAAAGAAUACAUAUUAUUUGAUCCAGAGCCAAUAUUAAUGUUAAUUUUCUUACACAUACCUAAUGAAAUCUUGUGUUAAAUUUGCUUGCUGGUUUGCAUAAUAUACAGCUGUUAAAUGUCGCAUAUACAGUAUUUGGAUGAGCUGGUUAAAGAGUACCUUUUGUUUCGAGGUUUUUGCAAUACUAUGAAAGCUCUAGACAGUGAACUGAAAGCAGACAAAGAUAAAGGAUUCCGGGCGGACAGAAUUGUGGAUCAAAUUGUCAUCUUCAUUAAUUCCUACGAUUUGAUUGCUUUGAGAGAUUUUUGGACUAAUUUAGACCAGAAGAUGUUCUCCAAACUGGAAGCCCAUUUUUCUCCAGCCAUCCGAAAACUGGAAAGUUCUGUUCUAAAAUUUUAUGUGAUUAACACUGUCUCAAACAACAAAACUGACAAGAUGCUCGAGUUCUUCAGCAAAAUGUCUUCUGAGCUCCAAGGGCAACCAGAAUGGAAGGAAUGGUUUGCUCUUCCGUAUGUCAGGAACCCAGAAGAAAGCCAUAUUUUUGCAGUAUAUUUCACUCGUCACUGGCAAGAUACUCUUUUGGCUUCUCUUCACAACCUUCUUGCUUUAACUUUCCAAAGCAUUCCACCUCCAACUUUGGCGAGCUUUGAAGAUGAGGCUGUGAAAAUGCGCAGACUCAUAGAAGAAGUUGAGACUCUGAAGGCAAAGCUUGCCUCUCUUGGAGUCCAAGAUAACGCAGAGGGAAGAUUCAAUGUUGUUGAACAAUCUCGGACGGAAUUGAUGGACGACUUUUAUAUAAUUGGGAAAAGGGAAACAGUCUCUGCAACUACAUCAGUUGAAAAUCAAAGUCUCUCCUUAAAGAACAUAAUGCGAAAUAUAAGUGGUGGCAUUCCCACCUCCCCCAUACUAGGUCGAAAGCAACAACUUCAAACUUCAAGUUCUAGGCGGUUUGUCACCUCUUCAAGUGUUGAUGAAAAGAGAUCAAGCAGCAAAACCAGAGUUUCAUCACAAAGAAGCAUAGGAGCAGACACGUCUCCAAUCCAGAAAUUAGAAAACAAGGCCAGUCCGAAAUUCAAAGACUCGGAGCAACCUACCGAUGUCGGAGACACUAAAAUUCCUGAAACUGAUGGUCCUUAUUUACUUUUGAGUCAGGAAGUACAAGAGAUUCAUAACAGCGCCAUAACUCAGUGCAAGUUCAACAACUCAGGAUCUCUUGUGGCCAGUGGAGACGUGGAUGGUGUGGUGAAAGUGUGGUCAACCUCUCCAGCGCCCAAGGUGCUAGCAACGUUCCAAUGCAAGUCAAACGUCGUUGCUAUUGACUGGCUAGGGAAACACGAGCGGUUCUUUAUUCUUGGAACCAAGGCAGGAUCAGUGUACUUGUGUGACUCGGCUGAAAAGAAGGUAGUGUGGGAGCUGGGUAACCAAUCAGGAUCUCCACUGAAAGACUCGAGAGUUCUGUAUGUCUGCUGUAGCCCAAGUGAGCCACAGAUUGUCUGCUCUGUAGCAUUCCCUGUCCCCAAUGGUGGCGACCCGCAAGGCAAAUUGUUUCUGCUUGAUGUCAAGACAAGAAAACUAGAGCGGUCGCUGUCCUUAAUUGGGGAUUCGUCUCAUUCCGUGCUGGUUGGCUGCUGCACAUACAAUCACAAUGGACAGCUUCUGGUUGCUGGUGCCACUGACGGAGUUGUUCGAAUCUUUGACAUACGCAAGGGGGAAUGUUUUGAUUCGUGGUUGGCACAUGAAGGCAGCGUUUUGUCUUUGCAGCUCUCUGCUGAUUUUACUUCAUGUUUCACUCUUGGACAAGAUGGAAAGUUCUGCCAACGGAAUUUAAACCAGUCGGGCCAUAGAGUGUGGGAAACCACUCUUCCAGAGCCGCUUGCAUCAGGAAUCCAUGGUCAGCUCUUUACAUUUGACCAGACUGGCCACUUCGUCUUAAUUUGUGGACGAACAGAGGAUAGCAUUAAUCAAGUCAACCCCCAGGGCUUGUCACCAGUUCUAUCCUUAGGAAUGAACAAAGGUGGAGGAGGCCAGGGUGCUUUCUCAACAGCUGUUGACUGGUGCAGUGCAAAUGAUUGCAGCACUUGCUUGGUUGGCAUGUCUGAUGGAAAAAUUAAAAUAUCCACUCUUCUCCAGCAGUAAUAAUUAUUACGCCUAUAACUCAUGAACUAUCAGAUUUAAGGUCUGCCUCUCCUCACUUAGAAGCGGAGUAAGAUUUUGUGAUUGAAAUUGACAAAAUAAAAAAUAAUGCACCAAUA